Molecule: messenger RNA, 719 nt
Organism: Xenopus laevis (African clawed frog)
Lineage: Eukaryota; Metazoa; Chordata; Amphibia; Anura; Pipidae
Gene: pla2g1b.S
Product: phospholipase A2 group IB S homeolog
Exons: 4
Coding region: 98-532 (144 amino acids)
Source: RefSeq, a predicted model, not a curated record
GCUAACUUCUCACGGAUAGUCCUACCCCUGAAAACCAAUCGUCAAAUUUUCAGUAUUUAAAGGAUCAGCAGCAGCAUCAACCUUAAUCUCUGCCACUAUGAUUCUAAGGGUCCUUGCUCUGCUGUUGGCAGUGUCUCCUGCCUUGGCUAACACUAAUACUCGGAACCUAUGGCAAUUCCGCAACAUGAUCAAGUGCACCAUUCCAACCUGUGAUCCUUACUUUGACUACAAUGACUACGGAUGUUACUGUGGAAUAGGAGGUAGUGGGAAUCCUGUGGAUGCACUGGACCGAUGCUGCCAAAGCCAUGACAACUGCUACUCCAACUCUAAAGGACCCUGUAAUGGCAUCCUUGACAGCCCAUACAUUGAGAUGUAUGACUACACUUGUUCUGGAACAUCUGUCACCUGCUCAUCUAAGAACAACGCCUGUGAAAAGUUUAUCUGCGAAUGCGACAGAAAUGCUGCCAUUUGCUUCUCGGGAGCUGGCUAUAAUUUAAAAUACAAGAACCUGGACAGGAGUACAAACUGCUAAUCCCACAGCCCUGACUGUGCUGACUUCAUUGAUGCUUUCAUACACAUCAUACACAGGACAUGACAUGGGACUGGGCUUGUGUAGUUUAUUGAACUAUAAUAAAGUAUCUUAAAGCUGUUUUAUGAUUGUAUUGGGAUGACUAGCUUCCUGUGCAGCCUAAUCAAAUAAAUCACAAUGUAUUAAUUGA